Molecule: messenger RNA, 894 nt
Organism: Meira miltonrushii
Lineage: Eukaryota; Fungi; Basidiomycota; Exobasidiomycetes; Exobasidiales; Brachybasidiaceae
Product: putative branched-chain alpha-keto acid dehydrogenase e1-beta
Exons: 2
Coding region: 1-894 (297 amino acids)
Biological process (GO): branched-chain amino acid catabolic process; response to nutrient
Molecular function (GO): catalytic activity
Source: RefSeq, a predicted model, not a curated record
AUGGGCUUAGUAGAAGAGUAUGGCCGUGAACGUGUUUUCAAUACACCUUUGACCGAACAAGGUAUCGUUGGUUUUGGAAUCGGGGCAGCAGCAAUGGGACAUACAGUUAUUGCGGAAAUUCAAUUUGCCGAUUACAUCUUUCCUGCAUUUGAUCAAAUCGUUAACGAAGCGGCAAAAUAUCGAUUCAGAAGUGGAAAUCAACAUAAUGCAGGCAAAUUAACCAUUCGAAGUCCUUGUAUGGGUGUAGGGCAUGGUGCACUUUAUCAUUCUCAAAGCGUUGAACAAUUUUUCAUGCCAGCUGCAGGAUUGAAAGUCGUCGUUCCUCGUUCGCCUAUCCAAGCAAAAGGAUUAUUAUUGGCUUCCAUCCGAGAUGAGAAUCCAGUUGUAUUUUUAGAACCAAAGAUCCUUUAUCGUUCAAGUGUCGAACAUGUUCCUGUGGAUGACUUCACUAUCCCUCUUUCCACUGCUGAAGUUUUACAACCAGGUAAAGAUAUCACCCUUAUUUCAUGGGGAGCACCUCUUUAUUCAUGCGUUCAAGCAAUGGAAAUGCUCAAAAAUCCACCAGCUUCAAUCGCUCAACAUGUCCCGCAAUCGGUACGCAAUGCAUCAGUCGAAUUGAUCGAUUUACGUACAAUCUUACCGUGGGAUCGUAAGACAGUGGCCGAAAGUGUUGCAAAGACUGGUAGAUGCGUUAUCGUUCAUGAAGCUCCAAUCACUGCAGGUGCAGGUGCAGAAAUUGCUGCACAUUUACAACAAGCUUGCUUCUUAAACUUAGAAGCACCCGUUCGUAGAAUUGGUGGUUUUGAUACACCAUUCCCACACGUUCAUGAAACAUGGUACAAACCAGGACCCAUCCAAAUUAUGGACGGAUUAGUACGCAGUUUGACGUACUAA